Closterium sp. Naga37s-1 is the source of this 705-nucleotide messenger RNA. Lineage: Eukaryota; Viridiplantae; Streptophyta; Zygnematophyceae; Desmidiales; Closteriaceae. The record is from the annotation of a GenBank genome assembly.
AUGGCUCCUAAUGCCAUGUCGCAACCAUCGCAGCCCUCAUCAGCCGGAAGAGCUUCCGGCAAGCAGGCGGGUCCGUUCAAGCCGGAUCUGACGAAGCCGUUGGUGUUCCAGACGCACUGGUGGAUGAUCCCGCUCGUCUGGCUCCCCGUCAUCGCCUUCGCCGAAUACCGCGCCGCGCUCGCCGGCACGCCCAAGGUGCUCGUCGCGCCGUUUUUCGCGCUGGGCCUGGUGGUGUGGACGCUGAUGGAGUAUAGUCUACACCGAUUCUUAUUCCACUACCGCACGACGGGCUAUUGGACCAACACGCUGCACUACCUGCUGCACGGCUGCCACCACAAGCACCCGCAGGACCGCUUUCGCCUCGUCAUGCCACCCGUGCUCUUCGCGACGCUGUCCACGAUCGUGGCGGUGCCGUUCUUCGUGGUGUUCCCCGGGUUCCUGGUAUGGCCAGUGUACGCGGGAGCCAUCUUCGGGUACAUCUGCUACGACAUGACGCACUACUUCGUGCACUUCGGCGUGCCGCUCGAGCUCGAGUGGAUCCGCUUCCUGCGGCGCUACCACAUGGCGCACCACUUCAAGGAGUACAACGUGGGAUUCGGCAUCACCAACUCCUUCUGGGACAAGGUCUUCUGCACCUACCCCGCUGAUGACCCCAAGAAGGCGGACGCGGCCAGCAAGGCGGACGCGGCGGGCAAGGCAAUGUAG